GUUUUGUUGACAUAAACAGCUGAUCCAAGACGAAGCAGAAUGUUAAUAGAUUCUGUAUUAAGCAGUUUAGGAGGUCCACUGCUUUUCAUUUAAAUGGUACAGCUAUCGUUGUUAGGUGUGAGUGGUUUUACUUCAGUUGCCAUCAUGGAUGACCUAGAUCGGGAUACAGAAGAUCGUGACAACAAAAUCGAAUUCAUUUCUGUUAUAGAAGAAAAUGCUGAUGAUAUUACUGAGGAGGAGUAUCAGGGAAUAAAAAAGGAAAUUUCUCCGGAUGUGGUGAAAGAAAAUGCUAUCUUUAUAAAAACUGAAGAAGUAAAUACGAGUGAGUAUCUAGUAGUCGAAGAAACUGAAGAGGAUGUGGAUGCAAAUAAAACUGACUUAAAGAUUUUGAUGCAUGAUUUUGAGGAUCCAUUAAAAGUAGUUCCAUCAGUGGUUGAGGAUUGUAUGGACUCGUCAAAUGGUGAUCAGGCCGCACAGAAGGAAACUGAUCGCGAGGUAUUACAUAAACAAGUGGACUGGAAAGAGAAACGUUUUGUUUGCGACAUAUGUAGCCACAGAUUUACGUGUAACAGUCAUUUGUCUGUACAUAAUAGAGUUCAUACAAAAGAGAAACCUUAUAAUUGUGAAGUUUGCACCAAGUCAUUCUCUAGGAAAGGUGAUUUAACUGUGCAUAUGAUAGUGCAUACAAACGAGAAGCCUUAUAGUUGUGAGUUAUGUAGCAAAGAUUUUUUGAAGAAAGUUCAUUUAAUAGAGCAUAUGAGAAUACACACAAAAGAGAGGCCUUAUAGCUGUGAGGUAUGCAGUAAGUCAUUCUCACAGAAGGGAGCUUUAGUGAUACACAUGAGAGUUCAUACAAAAGAGAGGCCUUUUAGUUGUGAACUAUGUAGUAAGGCAUUCUCUCGGAAAAAUACUCUCGUGGUACACAUGAGAAUACAUACAAACGAAAAACCCUACAAGUGUGAGGUUUGUAGCAGGCCUUUCUCUGACAGAGGUACUCUAAUGAAACAUAUGAGAGUUCAUACAAAAGAAAAACCUUACAAAUGUGAACUUUGCCGUAAAUCAUUCUCUCACAAAAGUAGUUUAAGAAAACACAUAAGAGUUCAUGAUAAAGCUAGGGAGGUGAGCUGACAAGGGAUACACUAGAUUAUUAUGGUCCCAGUGGGACAGAAUCGGUUACGCAUCAAAGAAAAAAGAUGGAAAUAAGACUAAUUUUGUCACACUUGAAAAGCACAUGUGUUAUCACAGUGGGUUUAAGC
This is a messenger RNA of Penaeus monodon (black tiger shrimp), 1256 nucleotides long. Its product is annotated as zinc finger protein 570-like. Gene Ontology annotation, biological process: regulation of transcription by RNA polymerase II. Bases 94 to 1128 code for a protein of 344 amino acids. Gene Ontology annotation, molecular function: RNA polymerase II cis-regulatory region sequence-specific DNA binding; DNA-binding transcription factor activity. The transcript has 3 exons. NCBI's taxonomy places the organism in Eukaryota, Metazoa, Arthropoda, Malacostraca, Decapoda, Penaeidae. The record is from RefSeq and is a predicted model, not a curated record.